This is a messenger RNA of Xiphias gladius (swordfish), 498 nucleotides long. RefSeq names its product nanos homolog 2 (gene nanos2). NCBI's taxonomy places the organism in Eukaryota, Metazoa, Chordata, Actinopteri, Istiophoriformes, Xiphiidae. The record is from RefSeq and is a predicted model, not a curated record. Gene Ontology annotation, biological process: oogenesis; negative regulation of translation. The transcript has a single exon. Bases 1 to 498 code for a protein of 165 amino acids. Gene Ontology annotation, molecular function: zinc ion binding; mRNA binding. Gene Ontology annotation, cellular component: perinuclear region of cytoplasm.
AUGACAACAAUGCAAAGACAAGUCGGGUACCAGAGCUCCCUCCUCACUGACGGGGACUGCUUCGACAUGUGGCAUGACUACAUGAACCUGGGCAGACAACUGGAGAGGCUGUGCGGCAGGCGCGAGGUGGACCGCAGAGACACCGAGGGGCCGAAAAAAGAACCUGCAGGACCGUGGAGCCACGUCCAGGCCUCGUCUCGGCGGGAGGUGUACAGCAACUCCACAGAGACCAGCUCAGCCAGCAGUCUGUCGGAAACCAGCUGCAGCGGGACUUCCUCAGACUACUGCCGCUUCUGCAAGCAGAACGGGGAGUCUCCAAGGGUGUACCGGUCGCACAAGCUGAAAUCUGACGACGGCAAAGUCAUCUGCCCCAUCCUCCGGAACUACACCUGUCCCAUCUGUGAAGCCAGCGGGGACUACGCACACACACGCCGCUACUGCCCGCAGGCGCAGUUGCGGGAGGCUGCGAAGACGCUGCCAAGGUCCAGGUUCUGGUAG